AUGUGUUCACUGUCAGGCAUGAAUCAUCGCGAUAAGAUGAUUGAAACAUUGCUCCGUUUCGCUUCCGGCAACCGGCGGAAACGUCUCGUUUUCGCGAACGCCUUGGCGAUCGUCGGUCGCCCGACCAAGCGGUUUCGCCUCCGCUUCGAACCGCUGCGAGGGCAGCCGCUCGGGAGACGUGGCGCCCUGGCCCGGCGCGCGAAGACCCAGAAGGGCUGGGAGCCCGAAACCCCCGCCACCGAGGUAGAGUCCCAGGUACUCGACAAAUACCAGCUGAAGAACAGGAUCGGGAAGGGGGCGUACGGGGUGGUGUGGCGAGGACAGGACCGCUCGAGCGGCGGGGCUGUCGCGGUGAAGAAGAUCUUCGACGCGUUCCGCAACCGGACGGACGCGCAGCGGACGUUCAGGGAGGUGACGUUCCUGAAGGCUUUCUCGGGGCAUCCGAACGUGGUGAGUCUGCUGGACGUGAUCCCGGCGGAGAACGGGAGGGACCUGUACCUGGUCUUCGAGCAUAUGGACAUCGACCUGAGCAGUUUGAUCAAGAAGCGGAGGCACCUGAAGGACGUGCACGUGAGGUAUAUCAUGUAUCAGCUGUUCCUUGCGAUCCGGUACAUCCACUCGGGGAACGUGAUCCACCGCGACCAGAAGCCGUCGAACAUCCUGCUGAACAACAACUGCCAAGUGAAGGUGGCCGACUUCGGACUGGCGCGGUCGCUGGCGGUGGACGUGGACGAGGAGGGGAACGCGGACGCGCCGCUCACGGAGUACGUGGCGACGAGGUGGUACCGAGCGCCCGAGAUCCUCAUGUCCUGUCGGCAUUAUACGAAGGGCGUGGACAUGUGGAGUCUCGGGUGCAUCCUGGGGGAGAUGCUCAACGGGACGCCGCUCUUCCCGGGGACGUGCACCUUCAGCCAGAUCGAGUUGAUUCUCAGGUACGUGCCGAGGAGGCAGGGGAUGGGGGUUCGGGGACAUGCGUAUGCGGUGGCGGUCAUGGAAGCGGCAUCGAGGCCGAUGAGGACGCUCAGGGAUCUGGUGCCUUAUCCGUGUCCGGACGCGCUGAAUCUCUUGGAGAAACUGCUGGCUUUCGAGCCGGCGAGGAGGAUCGACGCGGAUGCAGCUCUCAGGCAUCCGUUCGUGUCGCGAUUCCAUCGGAAGGAGCCGCUGGACCUCGCUGCCGACGUCGUCCCGGUCCUCCGCGAGGACACGCAGCUGUCCAUCCGGGAAUACCGCGAGGCCAUCCGAAACGUGUGGGAGGCCGAUUCCAAGCCCUUCUACGAGCAGGACGUCGAAAGCCGUCCCCCGUACCCGGACACCCGCCAACCGCGCGGAAAAACGAAGCAUCGCGAAAACGUCACGGCCAACUACGGCGACCCGGUCAACUAUGGCGAACCGACCGCUCAUCGCCUGCUGCCUUCCGGCAACCACCGCCAAAGGUCUCAGUCGCGAGCCGCUCACGAGCGCCGCGAGCACGCGCGUCUCGUCGCCGGCCACGAUCUUCCGCCAUCCGAAUUGAUCGACUCCUUUACAAACGUCGUCCCGUCCCAUCCGGGUGUCCAGCGGGUCCGGGUCCGGCUCUUCGAUGGGCCAGUCCCCGGUCAUCAGGUACCCGUUCCCGGUCACCAGGUACCCGUCCCCGGUCAUCAGGUACUCGUCUCGUGUCAUCCGGUACCCGUCCCCGGUCACCAGGCACCCGUCCCCGGUCACCAGGCACCCGUCCCCGAUAACCAGGUACUCGUCUCAUGUCAUCCGGUACCCGUCCCCGGUCACCCGGAUGCGGACCGGCACCAGCCCAAGUUUUUCAACAACAAAGUGCUGCCCUCAGCGGCUCAAUCCAACCUCCGUGCCUACAAAUCCUCAAAAUCCCACAAGUACAUCGACGCCUCCGGACAUACGAGGGAGAAUGAUUCCAUUUUCAGAGCCGCCUGA
This is a messenger RNA of Darwinula stevensoni, 1926 nucleotides long. Lineage: Eukaryota; Metazoa; Arthropoda; Ostracoda; Podocopida; Darwinulidae. The record is from the annotation of a GenBank genome assembly.